AUGGGUUCCGGGUGGAGGGGCAUCCUGGGCUUCGACUACGGCAUCGUGCAGGCGCCGCUGGGCCCCGACAUCUCCGGCCCCGAGCUCGCCGCCGCCGUCGCCAACGCCGGCGCCAUCGGCAUUAUCCGCCUCCCCGACUUUCCGGCGCCGGAUUACGUGAGGGAGCUGAUACGGAAGACGAGGAGCCUGACGUCCAGGCCGUUCGGGGCGGCCAUCGUGCUCCCGUUCCCGUACGAGGAGAACCUGAGGGUCGUGCUGGAGGAGAAGCUUGCAGUGCUGCAGGUCUACUGGGGUGAGUUCCCCAGGGAGUGGGUCCAAGAGGCGCACCGCGCCGGGGUCAAGGUUUUGCAUCAGGUCGGCAGCCUUGAAGAGGCAACAAAAGCUAAAGAAGCCGGUGUAGAUGGAAUAAUUGUUCAAGGGCGUGAAGCGGGGGGUCAUGUAAUUGGUCAGGAAGGAUUGAUUCCACUGUUGCCAAGAGUAGUAGAUCUUGUUUCGAACUCUGGCAUUCCAGUUAUUGCUGCUGGGGGAAUUGUAGAUGGUCGUGGCUAUGUUGCUGCAUUGGCACUUGGUGCUCAAGGUGUUUGCUUAGGAACAAGAUUCCUGGCUACUGAGGAAAGCUAUGCACAUCCUAUUUAUAAGGAAAAGGUAAUUGAGAUGAGUCGCACUGACUAUACAAAUGUGUUUGGGCGUGCUAGAUGGUCUUAUGCUCCACAACGUGUCCUGGAAACACCAUUCUAUUCUGGCUGCAAGAAUCUCCCAGAUCAGGAAACAGAGGAAAACCAACCCAUUAUUGGGCACUCUAUCAUCCAUGGUGUGCACAAGGAUAUUCAUCGAUUUGCUGGUAUUGCUCCAAACCCCACCGCGACAGGUGAUAUCGAUAGCAUGGUCAUGUACGCAGGUCAGAGUGUUGGGUUAAUCACAGAGAUCAUACCAGCCGGCGAAGUUGUCAGAAGGCUGGUCGCUGAAGCGAAGGAUGUCAUCAGAGAAAGGCUUUCUGAUUUCCAGUAA
Miscanthus lutarioriparius is the source of this 1008-nucleotide messenger RNA. Lineage: Eukaryota; Viridiplantae; Streptophyta; Magnoliopsida; Poales; Poaceae. The record is from the annotation of a GenBank genome assembly.